Osmia lignaria (orchard mason bee) is the source of this 3930-nucleotide messenger RNA. The record is from RefSeq and is a predicted model, not a curated record. Lineage: Eukaryota; Metazoa; Arthropoda; Insecta; Hymenoptera; Megachilidae.
AUGCCCAGGAGGGCCGUGAAACCGCAGGCGAUCGCGGUUAGGUUUGGAAAAGAGACCUCCUUCGCGGAGGUACUCAAAAAAGUUAAGGGGGUAACUGGUAGGGUCCCUGAUGGGGUUAGAAAUGUUAAGCAGACCAGGGCAGGGAAUCUGCUGAUAGAGUUUGCACCUGGGUCUGACCUGGAUGAACUAAGGAAAAACUUAGAUGGUAAGCUGGGAGUGAAUGUAGAGGUAGCCAAGCUACAAACAAUGAUGGAUGUAGAGAUGAGGGGGAUAGAUCCCUCGGUAGAGAAAGAGGAGGUCCUGGAAGCCAUCAGGGCUGAGCUUGGACACGAGGCCAAAGGUGUGAGGGUCAAAGUUCUCCGCACAGACCCAAGAAUGAGCAAAGUAGCGGUUGUUGAGGGACCUGUUGCGGACAUGCAACGGAUUCUGAGGGCGAACAGGAUUAUGAUUGGAUGGACGGUUAUUUCUGCGAGAGAGAUACCGAGGCUACUUAGGUGUUAUAAAUGCCAUGGUAUUGGCCACAUAGCGGGUGGCUGCAAGCUCGUUGUGGGAGAUGGCGGAUUGUGUAGGAAAUGUGGGGCUGUAGGACACCACAUGAAAGAUUGCUCAAACGAGCCAAAGUGUAGGCUCUGUGUGGAAGACGGUCUCGCCGAGAGUCAGACCGGACAUGUUGCGGCCUCUGUGAAUCUUAACCACUGUAGACUGGCGCAUGACCUGCUAGCUGUCAGUGCAAGGGAGCAGGAAGCGGACAUACUGGUGCUGUCCGAACCGUAUUUAACGCCAGAUAACUGGUUUACGGAUCUAACGGGUAGGGCUUCCAUCAGCAUCACCAACACAGGUAUAGCAAAAAGCAGGAAGUUAACGGUCCUGAGCUGUGAUAAGGGCUUUGUCUGCAUCAAUUACAAUGAUAUAUGCAUAAUGGGCGUAUAUGCCUCCCCCAACGAUAGUAGCCAAGCUUUUGAGGCACAACUAGCGUUGAUGGAGAUGUUUCUAGCUGGUAAUAAGGGGACUUUAACCAAGGUCAUAGUCGCAGGUGAUUUCAACGCUAAAUCGCCACUGUGGGGGUCGAAGAAUUGGUGCAAUAGAGGCAGGACUCUGUACCAGUGGUGUAAUGGUCUGGGACUGACUCCCACCAUAGCAAAAGGAGGUGUUACUUGUGAUAGGGGAGGGGGGUCAGUGGUUGACCUCCUUUUCUGUAGCAACGACGCCAUGAAACUCCACGUAACAUCGGAUGUAUUGGACAUGUACACGGCAUCGGACCACAGAUAUAUUGUGCGAAAGUUUGGCAGGGCUAAGACGGAUUCCAUGAGGGAGAAGGACCCGUUUGACCUAGGAAAACCAAAAAUUGAUGAAGCUGGACUCCUGGAGGAACUUAUCCGGAAAUACGGUGACGAGGCCUAUGACAAGAGAGCUAAAACGGACACUACGUUGGAGGUAGACAGGUUUAUUGAGGACGUGGAUAGACUGGUUAACAAGUAUACUUCUUAUAGAGGCCCAUACAAGGGUAACAAAACACCUGUAUACUGGUGGAAUGAGGAUACGGCUAGAUGCAAAAAAGAGGUAAACAAGGCGAGGAGGAGACACACUAGGUUAAGGGCUAAGGGUAAUGAGAGAGAUAUAGAGGAGGCGUAUAAGGUAUAUAAGACGGCACAGAAAACAAUGAAGCGUGCGGUGGAAAAAGCCAAAAAAACUAGUUGGAAAAAUAUGCUAACGGAUAUUGACAAGGAUAUAUGGGGGAAACCGUACAAGGUGGUCACAUGGAAACUGAAGGGAAAGGGUAGUAAGCCAGAUAUACUGAGUGCCGAAGAAGUAGGGUCAGUGGUAAAGAAAUUAUUUAUCCUGUCCCCUCCGAGGCCGGAUACACCUGAAAAAAACACUGAAAUAGUGGUUAGAACUGUUGAAAAUGAAGAUGAAGUUAUAUACUUACCUGAUGAACCCGGAUGUACUGGAGCACCUGAAAAAGAAAAUAACAAUGAUAAGAAUGGAGAGAGAAGAGGUACGGGAUACUUACCUGGGGGACUGAGAGAGAUACCUGAAAGAGAAACAGAAAGUAGAGAGAGAGAAAUUAAUGUGGAAGAAGAACUGCCAGAUGUACCUGUACCUGUACCUGUCACGCUUGAGCACCGAAGAGUGGGAGGGAUUACCCCCGAAGAGAUUACCUCAGUGGUUAGAUGUCUACCAGUUAAUAAAGCGCCUGGGCCUGAUAGGAUGCCUACGUCAAUAGCAAAAAAAUUCAGCCUGAGAGCGGCUAGGUGGCUAGCGUAUAUUUAUAACACCUGUUAUGCUAGAGGAUAUUGGCCAAGGUCGUGGAAGACCGGACGUUUGGUCCUAUUACCUAAAGGGAAGGCGACAAGAGCAGAUGAGAGGGCAUAUAGGCCCCUCUCGGUAAUUUCCUGCCUGGCGAAAAUACUGGAAAAACUUGUUAAGACGCGUAUCUUAAGAGAAUUAGAAAAUAAUGACCUGGCCGAUAAUCAAUAUGGCUUUAGGAAAGGUCGCUCAACGCUCGACGCAAUGGACAAAGUGGAUGGCAUCUGGCAAAAAGCCCGCAAAGAUGGAAGGCACUGCCUCCUGAUCCUGUUGGAUGUAAAAAAUGCAUUUAACACGAUCAGGUGGGACAGUGUCAUUAGGUGCUUAGAGGAAAGAGGAUUUGCACCAGAGCUUGUUAACCUGAUAAGAAGCUACCUAGAUGAAAGGUGGAUAGUCUAUGAUGCGGCGGAGGGGGAACUCAAUUUCCAGGUGUUUGGGGGGGUUCCACAGGGCUCCGUCAUCGGCCCAAUUCUGUGGAACUUGGUAUACGACGGCUUACUGAGGGUGAGACUGCGCAGAGAUGUGCACCUGGUGGCGUAUGCGGAUGACAUUGGUAUUGUCAUCGUUGAUGUCGAUUUGGCUAGAAUGGUGUAUGUAGCACAGGAGACCAUCAAAGACCUGGGGGUAUGGUACAAGAGUGAGGGGCUGAGUCUGGCGCACCAUAAGACGGAAGCCAUUUUGUUGACGGGAAGGAAGGUAGUGGGUGGCCUUAGCGUGAUAUGUGGGGAUGCGGAGAUCAGAACUGCACGUACGGCACGGUAUCUGGGCCUUAUAUUGGGCAUGAACCAUGGUUUUAAGAGUCAUAUUGAAACCGCCUGUAGCAGGGCUCUUAAAUAUGCAGGGGUGUUGGCUCAUCUGAUGCCCAACCUUGGUGGUGCAGGAAACCUGGCCCGGAGGCUGUUUUAUAGAGUAGUAGAGUCGGUGAUACUCUACGCGGCCCCGCUAUGGGUUGGGGGUCUGGAGUUUAGAACAAAUUGCAACUUGUUGUAUAGCACACAGCGUACCGCGCUGCUAAGGGUAGCGCAAGCCUAUAGAACAACAUCAUGGGAUGCACUCUGUGUAAUAACAGGACAGAUACCCAUCGACCUGCUGGUGAAGGAAAGAGCACGCAUUUACGAGAAAAGGAAGGAAAAUAGGGAACUCAGUAUUGAGGAGAUCGUCAGGAUCAAGAAAGAAGAGAGGGAGGUGACAAUGGAUACCUGGGAGAGCAGAUGGACAGCGUCGACGAAGGGUAGGUGGACCUUCCAACUGAUUCCCAACAUAAGGGAGUGGGUUACAUGGGGACCAAAGGUUCUGAGCUACCAUGUGACCCAAGUUUUAACGGGUCAUGGGUGUUUUGGGUCGUAUCUAUUGAGGAUUGGCAAACAGGAAAACGCAUGCUGUUGGUUCUGUGAGGGACACGAAGAUAAUCCAGAACAUUUUCUACUUCAUUGUAGUCGCUGGAGGGAAAAAAGAGCAACAAUGAAUGCCACCAUAGGUGAAAAUCUAGGUGUUGGAAACUUCAUCAGGCUAUUUGGUGACAGCAGAAGUAGAGAACAGAUAAUCAUGUUUUUUAAAUCUGACAAAGGGCACUUUAGCUCGACUAUAGUUUUACCCCUGGAGUAUGGUCAUGCAUACUUUUAA